Molecule: messenger RNA, 1323 nt
Organism: Penicillium waksmanii
Lineage: Eukaryota; Fungi; Ascomycota; Eurotiomycetes; Eurotiales; Aspergillaceae
Product: putative MFS monocarboxylate transporter
Exons: 3
Coding region: 1-1323 (440 amino acids)
Biological process (GO): transmembrane transport
Cellular component (GO): fungal-type vacuole membrane
Molecular function (GO): transmembrane transporter activity
Source: RefSeq, a predicted model, not a curated record
AUGACUGAGAAGGCGACUCUUCCCAACACUGAGCAAGAUCAUGGCACUCCGUCGCCUGAGAAUGUCGCAGCGAACCGAGCCCCACUGUCGGACGAUGGUGACUUUUGCAAACCAAAAAUCAAUGGGGGGCUGCAGGCUUGGUUGAAUGUUGUUGCGCUAUUCUGUGUUUUUGUCAAUUCUUGGGGCAUAUUGACUACCUUUGGCGCUUUUCAAGAAUACUACCAAACGGAGCUUCUAAGUAACCAAUCGCCAUCAGCGAUCUCAUGGAUAGGAAGUAUCCAAGCAACGCUGAUCCCAAUGAUCGGUAUUGUUUCCGGUCCGCUGGUUGAUGCAGGAUAUAUCCGUUCAUUGACCGUGGUUGGGAGCUUCUUGACGGUCUUCGGGUUGAUGAUGGCUAGUCUCGCGACGGAGUACUACCAAGUACUUCUUGCUCAUGGAUUCUGUGUCGGAACAGGCGGCGGCAUUGCUUAUAUCCCGGCUCUGACCGUAGUGUCCACAAGCUUUACUACGAAACGACCUCUCGCCAUUGGAAUAGCAUCAAUUGGAUCUAGCGUCGGAGCUGUGAUAUUUCCUGUUAUGUUUCGGCAACUCCAGCCCAAGAUUGGAUUUCCGUGGGCGAUCCGCUGUAUUGCGUUCAUCAGCUUGCUAAUGGCAAUCAUCGCAUGCUUCAUUCUUUGUCGCCGACCAGGUCAAAAGGCCCGUGCUCGAAGCCUCAUUGACUGGAAGGCUUUCCGCGAGCCAUCUUAUAUGCUCUUCUCCAUCUCUCUGACCUUGGUCAUGCUCGCCUACUACGUUCCCAUCUUCUAUGUCGCUUCAUAUGGUCGGGUCGUUGUAGGUACAACGACCAGUCUAUCAUUCUAUAUGGUAGCCAUCGUCAACGGCUCUUCCUGUUUUGGACGUGUCAUGCCUUACUUAAUCGUUUCCUACGUCAAGCCUAUAGUCAUCCUUCUCCUCGUGGUGGUGGCAUCGGCGAUUGCUAUGUUCACUUGGAUCGCUGUUAGCAAUGUUGCUGGAUUCAUUGUUUGGGCUUGCUACUGGGGUAUUCUAAGUGGUGUCAUUGUCACGGGGCCGACGGCUAUAGUUGCUCACCCGGUAUUUUGCUCAAGUCCAAACUGGAUGGGCACGCGAUUGGGUAUGAUGUGGGGUAUAUCAUCCUUUGGUGCUUUAGCAGGAACUCCAAUCGCCGGAGCAUUGGUGAAUCUUGAAGAAGCUUCGUUUCUGCGAGCCCAAAUAUUCGCCGGCUGUGUUAUGGCCGGUGCUGUAAUGUUGCAGGUGUGGCCUGCCUUGCAGGUGUUACGCUAUGAUCGAAAUAAUCCUCGGUAA